Psilocybe cubensis is the source of this 1425-nucleotide messenger RNA. RefSeq names its product Short-chain dehydrogenase. NCBI's taxonomy places the organism in Eukaryota, Fungi, Basidiomycota, Agaricomycetes, Agaricales, Agrocybaceae. The transcript has 10 exons. Gene Ontology annotation, biological process: fatty acid elongation. The coding region runs from base 1 to 1425 and encodes 474 amino acids. Gene Ontology annotation, molecular function: oxidoreductase activity, acting on the CH-OH group of donors, NAD or NADP as acceptor. The record is from RefSeq and is a predicted model, not a curated record.
AUGCUCUCUAGACGCCCCCUGAGGAUCUGGACCUAUAAGCAAAGCUCGGAUGGCCGGAACAUAACUUAUCUGACCUCUAGAUGCCAGUAUGACUAUUGUUAUCUUGCUCGAACGCAACUACACGCCCGGCUUGCCUUGGUCAGACAUUCGGGGCGGCGGCAACUUCCCAGCUUCAGUGUACCAGCUGCGCAUAAUACUCCCCGUUCAUAUAUACACAAUACGUCGACAAGCCUCAAUCGAGUCGCGGUAGUUACGGGCGCCGCCAGAGGUAUCGGCAGGGCAAUUGCACUGCAGCUCGCACGGGACGGGUACGACGUCGCUUUGAACGACCUUGUUCCAUCAAGCUCCAGUUCUCGCGCGAGUUCGUCGUCGUCGUCGUUGGAGGAAGUGCGUGAGAUAAUCGAAGGCGAGAUUGGCAGGAAGACGGCGGUGUUGCGCGGGGAUGUGUCGGUUGAGGAGGAUGUGAAGGCGUUGGUGGAUGGUGCUGUUGAGAAGCUGGGAGGAGUCGAUGUGAUGGUGGCCAAUGCGGGAAUUGCUUCCCCCUCGGCAAUGUUGGAUAUAUCUGCGAAAGAGUGGGAUAGAGUUAUGGCUAUCAACGGCCGGGGCGUAUUUUUAUGCUACAAAUAUGCUGCGAUACAGAUGAUCAAACAGGGACGUGGAGGACGUAUUGUUGGCGCCUCAUCGGUCGCUGGCAAAACAGGCGUACCCUUCUUCGCACAUUAUUCUGCAAGUAAAUUUGCUGUGAGCUCAUUGACACAAACUGCAGCGCAAGAGUGGGCAAAAUACAGUAUUAAUGUCAAUGCAUACGCUCCAGGUCCUAUUGACACCGACUUGACUAGAGAGGCUGCAACUUUUGCAGAGAUAAAUCCUGACUAUAACAAAGAUGUUCCUGCCUCCGCCUCUGCCACUGCGGUUGGAUUUAUAGGAACGCCAGAAGAUGUUGCAGGAGUGGUCUCUUACCUCGUUUCGGAUCGAGCGCGGUUUAUGACUGGACAAGUUCUUGGAAAACUCGAUGGCAAGUGCCGACCAAAUUCGUUCCAAAGUACACAUACUGCGGCUGCAUAUUCUACACUUCGAAAUUUGCCAAGCCUUCAUCGAGUGGCAGUGGUGACUGGUGCGGGGAAAGGAAUAGGGAGGGCAGUCGCACUUCAACUUGCACACGAUGGGUACGACAUUGCUGUCAAUGACAUACACUCCAUGGCGUCGUCAGUAAACGAGCUAUGUAAAACGAUCCGAGAGGAGAUGGGGAGGAAGGCUGUCGCUCUCACAGGUGAUGUAUCGUUAGAUAUAGACGUGAGGCGUGUCGUGGAUGGUGCUGUGGAUGUACUUGGAAGCGUUGAUGUUGUAAGUCGACGAUCCAAUGGAUUCCUCAAUUUGGUAUCAAGCUUAAAACCUAUACCUAGAUGGUCGCAAACGCUGGGAUAG